This is a messenger RNA of Humulus lupulus (European hop), 3957 nucleotides long. Its product is annotated as protein MEI2-like 2. The transcript has 12 exons. Gene Ontology annotation, molecular function: RNA binding. The coding region runs from base 814 to 3381 and encodes 855 amino acids. NCBI's taxonomy places the organism in Eukaryota, Viridiplantae, Streptophyta, Magnoliopsida, Rosales, Cannabaceae. The record is from RefSeq and is a predicted model, not a curated record.
UCUCUCUAUUUCUCUCUCUAUGUUUCUCAAUUACUUUGAAGUAAUUCAAGUUGGGUUUUGGUUGUUUUUCUGUUUGCCAUCUGGGUUUGAUCUCUCUUUCUUUUUCUUUUUUGGGCAAAUGAUUUCUUUUUUUGGGUUGCAUGUGUGGGUUUCAAAAUUUUGUGUAAUUUUGAUUAAUCUUUAGGGAAAAUAAUAGUUAGUUUGAGAUAAUUUUGGCGUUUUGUUAUCUGGGUAUGCUCAAAGUGUUUUUAUUUUUUUACUUUUUUGAAGGACAGCAAGCUAAAAUUGAGAGCAGGACAGUGUUGACUUGGAAAUUUUUUUGUAUGAGCUUCUGAGUUUUGUGCUGCAUUUUCUCUUCAAUUCUUCUGAUGCUUUUAUUUGAUCAUUCAAGUGGGUUUUGCAUGAUUUGCUUGAGUAGAGAUUUUUUCAGUGGAAUUGUCUUUCGGCUUUGAUAUUUGCUGUACACUCUGGUGGAUGUUUGUACUAGAAUUUACAAGCACGCUGCUACACAAACAUGUGUUGUUGCUGUGUGUGCUUAAUUUUCUGCAUUGAUUCCUCUGCUUUUGUUUUUUUUUUUUGAAAAAAGCUGAUGCUUUCUUUACGUGCAUCUUCUUGUUUAUCUGCUUUACAAGGAUGUGUUCUCAAACUAGUGAUGGUUUUCGUGAUUAUGUUUAAUUUUGUGCAAGGCAUUUUUGAUCGAUCUGCCGGGUUUUCACAUUCCAUGUAUGUCAUCUUUGAUAGUGCUAGCAAUCUUUCUGUUCAUCUCAAAGUUUUUUGUAAUAUUUUUUCCUGGGCAGAAAGUGAAACAUCAACAUGGAGAAGCAUUCUGAGGAUUCUAUAUCUGGACAAAUCAGAGGACCUUAUGAGAUUCCACCAAUUAACUUUUCUAGAAAAGCAGGAAACAAAUUGUGGGGGGUAAUGCGUGAAAAAACUGAUGCAUAUCAUGCAACAAAUGAUGCCAGCUUGUUUUCUAGCUCAUUGCCUGUCCUUCCUCAUGAGAAGUUGAAUUUCACUGAUUUAGGAAAUGGUGGUAAAUCAAUUGAUGAUGGAUUGCCUAAUUUAAACAAACCUGAGCGAGAAAAGUGGAGUAAAGAUCCUCUUGAAGAUAUAGAACCAAUUGAAAUUGGAAGCAUCCUUCCUGACGAUGAAGAUGAUCUUUUAGCUGGAUUGACUGAUGAUUUUGACCUUAGUGGGCUGCCUAAUCAGCUUGAGGAUAUGGAAGACUACGAUCUUUUUGGCAGUGGAGGAGGAAUGGAAAUGGACUUUGAAUCACAAGAUGGUCUAAGUAUAGGUUUAUCUAAGAUGAGCAUCAGUGAUGGGGUGUCUUCAAAUGGUAUUAACCACUAUUCACUUCCAAAUGGCGUGGGAACUGUGGCUGGGGAGCAUCCUUAUGGAGAGCAUCCAUCAAGAACCUUGUUUGUUCGAAAUAUUAACAGUAAUGUAGAGGAUUCUGAAUUGAGAACUCUCUUUGAGCAAUAUGGAGAUAUCCGAACUUUGUACACGGCGUGCAAGCAUAGAGGUUUUGUGAUGAUAUCCUACUAUGAUAUCCGAGCUGCUCGUACAGCAAUGCGUACAUUGCAGAACAAACCCUUGAGGCGGAGAAAACUUGACAUUCAUUUUUCAAUUCCCAAGGACAACCCAUCUGAAAAGGAUAUUAACCAAGGAACUCUUGUAGUAUUUAAUUUGGAUGCAUCAGUGUCAAAUGAUGAACUUCGUCAAAUAUUUGGGGCUUAUGGGGAGGUCAAAGAGAUUAGAGAAACACCACACAAGAGACACCAUAAGUUUAUAGAAUUUUAUGAUGUUCGAGCUGCUGAUGCGGCUCUCAGAGCAUUAAAUAGGAGCGACAUAGCUGGGAAACGAAUAAAACUUGAACCAAGCCGCCCUGGUGGAGCUCGUCGGAACUUAAUGCAACAACUUACUCAAGAGCUUGAACAAGAUGAAACCAGAAGUUUCCGACCUCAAGUUGGUUCACCAAUAACCAACUCUCCUCCAGGUAACUGGCAAUUUGGCAAUCCAGUAGAACAUAAUCCCAUGCAGGCUUUCAGUAAGUCUCCUGGUAUAGGAAGUCUCAGCCCUGUAAGUAGCAACCACUUGACUGGGUUAGCUUCAAUUCUCCCGCCUCAUGUAUCUAACUCUCCGAAGAUUGCACCAAUUGGCAAGGAUCAGGGAAGGUUUAACCAGACAAAUCAAAUAUAUAACAAUGGCGGGUCAUCGCAAGGAGCAGCCUAUCAGCAGUCACAUUCUUUUAGUGAUCAAAAACUGAGCACAAGCCCUGGUCCCAUUUCUUUUAGUGAAUCAAAUUCAAAUCCACCUGGUAUUGGAACAUUGUCAGGUCCUCAAUUUCUCUGGGGUAGUCCAACCCCUUAUCCUGAGCGUUCAAGCUCUUCUGCUUGGCCUAUAUCAUCUGGGAGUCGACAGCUCUCAUCCAAUGGACAGGGACAGGGAUUUACGUACACUAGCCGGCAUGGCUCUUUAAUUGGAUCAUCUCACCAUCAUGUGGGAUCGGCUCCAUCAGUUGUUCCUUUCGAAAGGCACUUUGGCUUUUUCCCAGAGUCUCCAGAAACAUCUUUCACAAGUCCAGUUGGAUUUGGAGGGGUUGGUUUAAACCGUAAUAAUGGGAAUUAUAUGGUGAAUGUUGGUGGUCGUACAGCCUUGAGUGCUGGUAUUGGUCUUCCAGGAAAUAUUACUGAAACCGGUUCACCUAACUUCAGAAUGCUGUCUUUGCCAAAGCCUGCUUCAGUUUUCAUUGGGAAUGGUUCUUAUGUAGGAUCUCCAUCGAGCAAUGGUGAGGGAUUAGUUGAACGUAGUCGGAGUCGGCGAGUUGAAAAUAAUGGAAACUUGGAUAACAAGAAGCAGUACCAGCUUGAUUUAGACAAAAUUGUCACUGGGGAGGAUGCCAGGACUACUUUAAUGAUUAAAAACAUCCCCAACAAAUACACUUCAAAGAUGUUGCUGGCUGCUAUUGAUGAAUUUCACCGGGGCACUUAUGAUUUCUUAUACUUACCAAUUGAUUUCAAGAAUAAGUGCAAUGUGGGUUACGCAUUCAUCAAUAUGGUGUCUCCAGCUCACAUUAUACCUUUCUAUAAGGCAUUUAAUGGGAAGAAAUGGGAGAAGUUUAAUAGUGAGAAGGUUGCUUCUUUGGCGUAUGCACGGAUCCAGGGUAAGGCUGCCCUUGUGACACACUUCCAAAAUUCAAGUCUAAUGAAUGAGGACAAGCGAUGUCGGCCAAUUGUCUUCCACUCGGAAGGUCAAGAGACUGGUGAUCAGGAACCUUUUAUUUCCAGCAAUUUGAAUAUAUGCAUUCGUCAGCCAGAUGGGUCUUAUAUAGGAGAUCCACUUGACAGCCCAAGGGGAAGUCUGGAUGAGAAAAUAGAGUAUUAACAAUGUGUUGGUGAUCCUAUUCUCAGCAUUGAGAAAUAGGUACAUAAAGGGUGAUGCUAACUUUUCAUGGGUAUCUAAGUGUAUAUUUUAGAAGAGAAGCCGAUGAAUUUGGUGUCGUUGCUCGCUUGUUUCAUGGUGGUGUCCACUUUUAAGUUAUGGAUUCAUCACACAGCACAAAUGGAAAUGGAAAAUAUCGCAGGGAAAGAAGCAGAGAGCAAUUUGUUUUUAUGUAGAGUAACAAAUUGAUAUUCAACCAGGGGAGAAAAAUAAGGUGAAAGCCUAUGGCUGAACUGUGAAGUCUCUCUGCAGCCUUAUGACUCACCGGUUUGUGCAGACGUCUCCCUUGGAGGUUUUUCUUUCUUUUUCUGUUUUUUUUUGUCACGGAUCUUUAAAAUCCAGUUGCAAAUAUGUUUUACUUGUUAAUAUUUAGAGGGGUCGGUCGAGUUUAGGGACUUUCAAAAUUUGUAUAAAGGGGAAAAACUGAACCAUCUUGUUAAUGUACUAGUGUGUGUUGUAGAGAACUAGUGAAUUGAACGAUAUAAAAGGCUUGUACAGAUGAUUUACAACUUUCCCUUA